Limulus polyphemus (Atlantic horseshoe crab) is the source of this 2689-nucleotide messenger RNA. RefSeq names its product H/ACA ribonucleoprotein complex subunit 2-like protein (gene NHP2). Gene Ontology annotation, biological process: snRNA pseudouridine synthesis; rRNA pseudouridine synthesis. Bases 80 to 619 code for a protein of 179 amino acids. Gene Ontology annotation, cellular component: box H/ACA snoRNP complex. The record is from RefSeq and is a predicted model, not a curated record. The transcript is spliced from 4 exons. Gene Ontology annotation, molecular function: box H/ACA snoRNA binding. Lineage: Eukaryota; Metazoa; Arthropoda; Merostomata; Xiphosura; Limulidae.
CUAUAUUAGUAUAGUAGAUAGAAAAAUAUCUACCCUACAAAAUUAUCUUGUUCUUUAAUCUUCCACUAGAGGGUCACAUAUGCCAUGCUUUUGGCCAUUUGAGAUUUUGAGAAUCAAUGUGAAGAUGACGAAAAUCAAAAAGGAAAAACGUGAUCUUGAUGAUAAUGAUGCAGAUACAACAGCUGGUGAUACAAGUUUACCUGGAGAAAUGAAAGAAUUACCAUAUGACGAAAAACUUAACUAUGUUAGUGCCAUAGCCAAACCUAUGGCUUCUCGCAAAUUAGCAAAGAAGUUGUAUAAACUUAUAAAAAAAGCUAGCAAACAUAAAACAUUUUUGCGUCAGGGCUUGAAAGAUGUACAAGGAAGGAUACGAAAAGGAGAGACUGGGAUUGUAAUAUUUGCAGGAGAUGUAAGUCCAGUGGAGAUCAUGUGUCAUCUUCCAGGUGUUUGUGAGGAGAAGAAUAUUCCUUAUAUCUAUACACCUUCCCGCCAGGAUCUUGGAAUAGCAAUGGGUGUCAAACGAGGAAGUCUCAUGGUUUUAGUACGCAAAAAUGAAGAUUACAAAGAUGCAUAUGAUGACUGCUAUGAAGAAGUGAAAGCUGUUCCUCUUCCCAUUUGAGAAAAUUUUCAGUUAUACAAUUUCAACUUUAUCUUCUUUAUAAUAAAUUUCAUAAUUUUUACUGUUUUCAUGAAAGACUGAGGUUGCAGCACUUUGAGUCUUUUUAUUGUAAUUGUAUGAGAUGUAAUCAAAAAUUUGUUUUGAAAUCUCAAUUCUAUUAACAAGAAACACAGAACACACAUGAGAAUCUUUAAUAUAGUGUUUCAGAAACCUGAAGUUAUUGUUUUUUACAAUCAAUCUUAUCAGUCUCUCUCUUUCUGGCUAAAAAGGUGUAAUGCUCCUUAGCCUUGCCUAACCCCUCAAAAAAUGACAAAUUGGAGUUUUGUAAAAAAAAACAAAAAAAAACUGGGGUCCCCACCCUUUCUUCAGUGAGCUUUGUUCACCCAGCUUCCACCUUCAUCUUAAAGGAGAAACAAUUGCACUACAAUAACUAAUGUUUGGAAAAAGCCUUAAAUCAUGAUGAAUGUGAAAAUAUUUCUUUCAUUUUUCAUAGGUUGAAAUUUAUUUCUUAAAAAAGAUUGUCCUAGGUGUGAUGUUAAUGGCUCAUUACUUUAUUGGCACACCAACUAUUUUAAUGACAUCAUUCCUUAUAACUUGAGAUUUUGAAUUCUUAACAGAUUUUUAAUGCGAUACCAAAAAAUAGUGGCUGCUAUAUAUAUAUAGGUUUUCAUCCCAAAGCCAUCGUUGUAGCCCUAGUUAUCCAGGGUAGUAAUAAAUAACUAGGAAAUUCUAUCACAAAGUUUAAACCUAAAAAUUAAUUUCAAGUUCUGUCAUUAGUUAAGAAUAAUGGCAAUAUGUUUAGGAGACAGAAAGAAAAAAUGUUUUAUCCACAAAAAGUAGUAGUAAAACUGAAAACUUCAUGAAAACCUAAGAAUUAUGAUCACUAACCUCUAACUUAGAUGUUUUUGAAAUUUGCAUACAACAAGCACACAGAUGAAUGGAGCUUUAUCAAAAGACUAUGAGUUUUUAUAUAUACAUUAGAUUAUUUUAAAAACUUGAUUCAAAAGUAAAUUGAUGCCAGCAUUGCUUAAAUUAGUACAUUUAACAAGUCAGUGCACUGAAGAUAAUUUUAGCUGACAGAAUAACUAUUAAAUUAUAUUGCUGUGUGGACUAUUAUAGGCAUUCCAUUAAGCAUUUACAUAUAGUACAUAUGAAUUGUGGUUAAAAGUAUUUUAAACAAAGAUGCCUUUAAAAAAUGUUAGAGUGAAACAUCUGUUGUUUAACCAUGAAAAACACACGACUGUGGAUUGCCUGAAUCUUAGUUCAAAGUCAAACACUUUCAUGCUACCUCUAUUUUAAUAACCACUAUUGAUAUGAUAAGAAAAUAAUACACCAAACAUACUAUUAGAAACACAUUGUUCAUAUCCACUAAUAUUUAUUUAGAAAAACAUUCACGUAAUCAUUUAUGCCAAGUACAUUCUAGAGCAGUCAGCUGGUCAACAAACUUGUAGGUUCUCUAGAUAUCUUGAAAUCAUAAAAAUGAUGUCGAAUCUAAAAACUCAAUUAGAUAAAACAGUACAUUUAAAGAAUAAUUAAAUUCAAACUUGCUGGAAGGAGUAGUCAGUCUUAAUUGUAACUGAUGGUGGAUUUUUUACCAUGACUGAUUCCAAUUGAUAUAUAAAAAAUAUCUUUCUUUUUUUUUUCUUAAGAAGUGAAUGAAUCUGUAAAUACCUUGUUGAAAUUUAGGCAUUUGAAAUAACAGAAAUUAAUAACUUCUUCACAGGUACAAAUAUGAGAUGGAUUAUUUGGCCAAAAUUUACACACUAAGAUUAUUAUGCAGAUUAGCUUAAAAUAAGAUACAAAAAGAGUUUUUAGCUUGGGCUUCAUCCAGUUGACACAACAGUGGUAAAUGCUAACUUGCUUUUGGUUGGUAAGCAAAAACCCACUUCAAGGUGACAAAAAGCUUGAUUUAAGCCUACCAAAUUAUGCUUUAUAAGAAUAAUGAUUCUAUACUUUAGUCUUUCUGCAAAUAUCUUGCACAAAUUGGUUGAAUUAGCAUUUGUGUGCAGAGGUGGAAUUCAUAUUGUUGCACCCCUGGGACAAGUUUUAACUUGGGCUUCAUCCUUUUAA